AUGUGGCUUUGGAUGCUACAGCCGUUUGUUCACUUGACUUGCAUCGGUUUCAUGUUGGCUUUAACUCUAAUCCUCUGCGCCAAGUCAUCUACAGGACGGAAGUCUUACGAAAAGCAAGUCUCCUCGGUUAGAUUUUUUGGGAACCCAAAUGGAAUUUGAAAUUUCUAGCUUCGUAGUCCUUUACAGCCUACCGCCGGAGAGGAAAAAAGCGUUGCUGAAAAAUUUUCUGCGCCGAGUGUUACUUCGAAAUGUUCUGAAGAAAAGAAAUGCAAAAGCGAAAAGAGCACCCGUCGAGAUUCUAUGUGCGUUGGCGGCCGCCCUCACAUACUCUCAAAAUUUCAGGAUCGACUCUCUGAAAGUCAUGAAAGGCCGAAAAGUACAGAAGCCAGCGGCCCCACGUUCUCUUAAGAAAACUGAGGCUGAGUCCGAUUCGCAGCACACCGAGAUCAUCAACAUCCCGCUGGGCAACGCAGAACAGUUCGUAAUGAAAAUAAGAAUUGGCAUUGAGCUAUAAAGACAGCUUUGUCUGCCACAAAAUAUUCUUUCUAUAUAAAAAUUUAGCAAUUUUCUAAUGUAACAAAACUAUUUUUCAAAUAACCACUGCACGCAAAUAAAAGUUCAGUAACGAAAGGCCUAUUCGUUUUUAAUUUUUUUUUUCGACCAAAUAAGCGUCUAGCAGGAAAGGUAAUUUCACUUUGGGGCUGGAAAUUUUUUCCAUUGACAUGAAUAUUUGAGCUCUUCCUUUUAAAGGGAAAAAUUUUGGUGCCUCUCGGAAUUUUCUUCUCAAAUAUCGAUGAAUUUCUGAACCAAUUUUUUUAGAAAAGUUUCGAGCAUCACCAAGUUAACUGCGCCUUCCAAACUGAAAAAGAAUGACAAAGAAGCCAUCGAUCAAAAAGUUUUUCUACGUUUUAUUUGAAAUAUUAACCGAUUUUUAGGUUACGUUUGCAAAAAAAAUGACAAACAAGAAGAAAUAUUCGGAUAAAUCGGUAUGUUGGCUUUGUGAUUACUAAAUGGCCAUUGUGAAGACUUCCAGGUGAGGUCGUCAAAAAUGAAGAAAUGAAAACUUCUUCUUGUUUCGUUUCAAGAAUAAAGUGUCGACAAAUUCUUUGUUCUCGUUUCUCUGUUUUAGCAUAGACGAAUCGAGAAAGGGUAUCGCGAGACCCUCUGAGGUAUAUCGCAGGCUCUGAAGUCUCACGAUGGUACCUCGAGUAUACCUCUGAGGAUUUUGAGCAAAAUGAGAGGGGCUUGAGAGAGACUUUGAAGUACCUUCGAGAUGGCUCAGAUAUAGCUAAAAGGUAUGCCGGAGGUCUCACGAUUCAUUUUGAGAGCUGAUUCACGGCUAGCUUGGGACGCUCAGGGGGCGUGUCAUGUCUGCGCUCUCCAUGAGCAAGGCGCUAUGUCGUGCAUUAUCGUGUCAGGACCCUUUUUUCGAUGGCUCAAGCCAGCCGUGAAUCAGCUAUACCUUUGUGAACACAUUAUGGUACUCUUGCGAUUCGCCUGUGAGUCCCUAAAUAUAUGGUAAGAUGAAAGAGGAGGAAGAAAGGAGAAAAUCCUUUUUUGUAUGAAAAGGUUUCUUUGUAAAGGAAAUUCACUGAAAAUUCAAUGAAAGAAGUGAAAAAAUUCAAUGAAAUCAGUGAAAAAAUCACGAUUCCAUGUUUCCGUGUUUGUUGACGGGCUACUUUUUUUUAAAUCGUUAUUUGGAAUCUCAUAUACCAAGCUUUUCUAAACUACAGGGUGAAAAUAUAGUCUGUUCAGAUUUUGAAUGUCAAGCAGCUAACUCCACCCCCAAGGCUACAAUAUCUUUCGCGUCAAUGUUUUAUCUACAUAUGCCAAUGGCCCUUUAAUAAGGCUGCUUUUUUGACCUCUUUUUCUAUCUUUUAGAUCGAAAAAGAUCAAAAUUAGUCCCGCGAGAUGAAACAUCGACGCGAAAAGGUACCGUCUCAGCAGGGGCGGAGUUAGCUGGUUGACAUUCAAAAUCUGAACAGACUAUAGCAAUGAGGAAGAGAAUUUGAGUAGCGAAACUCCCUUUUACGGCUGUAAGUUUUUUUUUGUAAAGCUCGCUUAUUUGAAGUGUGACCACAACCCUUGUAUUAUUUCUUGUGUUUUAUUAUUAGUGUUUCAAAAGUUCAUAAAAGGGAAUAUAUUUCACAUCAUGCGAUAACAUCAUUUCGGCGCAUCGAAGGCGGGCGAAGAACCAUGCUUCACAGUUAAAAAUAAGUUAUACUGUGGUUAGGGUCACCAGAAAGAUUCUGUUUUUUUUUUUGGAUUUGAUUUCAAAGCUUUCUGCCGAAAAUAUUGAAUGGCAAGGCUAAAUGACCUAGAAAAUCUUGCUUCUAUACUUUAGAAGCCCGUUAGCUGUUUUCAAAGCGAAAAAUUUGCCAUGCUCGUUUAUCGUAUUUGCAAGGCAAAGUUCUAACCUCGAUGUUGCAGUCGGGAUCAUAAUUUUCUACCUCGAAGAGAGAAAGAGAGAGAUAGACGUCUGCCAAAUGAGGAACGAGCGUGAGCGAGCGCGCAUGCUGCCCUCUCCUUCAAGGCCCUAAUUCCUUUUCCCAAUGUUCCAGACUGAUGAGAAACUACUUUUAGAAGCCAUCUCUAGUUCUUGACACCAAUUACUUCUUAGAAGAUUCCAAGCAGAAAAAUCACCCUUUUCAAAUAUUUAAUCAUUGCGAUUUCGAAAAAAAAUAUGUUUAAUUUUUCAUAUGUACUUUUUGAUGCUGGUUAGAGUUCUGCUUGAUGUUUCUCCAUUCACACCCAAAAAUAGAUUAAAAGAGAACACAUGAAAUACUGAAGCGCAAACUCGAUACUUCAAGUUUUUUUAUAAAAAAAUUUUUUUACAAAUUUCUCGAUCCGGUGGAGCGCACUUGGCCUACGUCGAUUUUUCUUUUUUUAAGGUUCUCAAAAAAACUUUUUUUUUUUCAUUUUUUUCUUGCUUCACCUGUUCACUAGUUAUGAGAUGGGACAUAUUUAAAAAUAAAAAGGAGUGCGGAAAUUUCAUUUUUGUUUGCUUUUGUUCAAAUUUAUUAAUUCCGCAGACUAUGGCUUCGCGGAUACUUCGGUAGAAUCGUGCAAAAUGAACGACGGAAACGACCGCACACUCUCCUUGCUGCACCUGAGGAAGACCUUCAGCGAAUACCUGAAGGUGCCGAUUUCAGGAGCACGAUGCGCAGAUCCCAGUCGGCUACUGCCUUUAUUUUCGAAGGUAAACUUUAUUUUGAAUAAUAUCACGUUGUUUUUGUUCAGGUCACCAGUAUGUACACUCCUGCACAGCUUUUGGUGGAAUUCAAAGAAAUCGUUCAUUUUUCCUCCUUUCUGUGCAGUGUUUUAGUCAAGGAAGUCCGUCAAAGGUGGGCUUUACUUUUCAAUAUUUAUUUUAUUUUCAAGUUAAAUAGUUUUUUUGCCUUUCAAAAAUUUUUAUUUUUGAAAAUCUCUACAGAGCUGCAAACGAGGGAACCGCUGAGGCUGCCCUGAGCAUAGCACAAUAUCUUCGCCCGAGUUCUUCUGCCAAAGGAUGGUCUAUCCUCAGCGCCAUCGAUUUUCUCAUUGCAUCGUGAGAUUUUUGACUUCUUUCAGUUUUUAACGAAUUCGCUAUAAUUUCUCAGGGAAGACGAGGUGAUGAUCGAUGCAGCAUGCAAGGUUGCUUUGCCGAGCACCUUGGUUAAAACGAUAUACCUUUUUUUCGACCUUCCGGCCGAUGAAAGCUCCUCAAAAGAUGACGAAAGCCUGUGUGCCGUCGUGACAUCCAUCAUGCAGCGUAUGUGUGUCUACAGGUGGUUUCUCAUCAAGAAACGAACUUUUUAAUGAUUUUUUUUCUGUUCAGAUGCGUCAGUGACGAGUUGGUACGUAAAGACGAUUUGCUCCUCCUUUUUGUCGGAACAACGUCGCCCGUGGCGAAGCACAACGUCUUGUGGAGAAAAACCACGGCUCGACUGCUGGAAAUCAUCGCCGCCAAGGUAUUUACUUAGAAGUAAAAACUUUAAGAGAAGAUUGCUUAGGAAUAAAUAAACAGAAAUAAAGUCGUGUCAAUGAUAAUUUUUCAGUCUUUCACGCCGUCCGUUGCCAAAUAUGUGAUGGCUAAGAAGUGUUUGAGGACGGCUGUGAAAAAUUUGGCCAACUGCCAGGUCGAGGCUCAAGACGCCGCAGAAGCCAUCAUUUGUAUUUUUUGUGUUCUCAAGGUCCCUUUUUUUUCCUGGAAUAAGCUCUUUAGCUGGUUACACGGAUCUUUCAGCUGAACUCGCGUUUUUCAAGACUUUUUUGUCCUCAAUAGUUCUUCUUUCAGGAUUCUGCAAGGUUGACGAAUCAACUAUUGGACGAGUUCGUUGAGUGCAACGGGUACACAACUGUCAAGGAGUUCUUAUUGAGGUUACAGGCUUUCUGAGUAAAUCUUCAUUGCUUCAAAAAUCCAGGAACGAAAACGACGACGAACUUGUGCGUAACAUAUUACUCAUGACUAUCUCUUUGAUUACGAGUGGCGCAUCUGAAAUGAUGCCUCAGGUGCUUCUGAGACACGGAACCACGCGUUUCAUUUUGUUUUUCAGUAUACAUCCGGUCUCAUCCAGUUACCCAAUUUCCAACUGCCGCUGCCCGCCGGAAACGGACUCAGCGUUAGAAACUUGGACGCUUUCGCUCUUUUAUAUCACGUUUUCUUAGAGGUUUGAUGAUUUUUGACAAUAUUCUUGAACCUUUUCUCUUCUCUGUAGUUCAUCUCAUUUUCAGAAUUCAGUUUUUAUAAUACGAAGAAAGUAAAAAAAAAAACAAGUUUUGUUCAUUUUUUUCAUCAAUUCAGAGUCGAAACGAAAGAGUUUGUGGUACAGUCGUCGAUAUAAUACAUUCGAUUUACACGUGUGAUCCCGCCAACUUUUUCAUUUUGGACAAAGAUUACCCUUUGGUGAUUUUCAUCGAACAAAUGGAGCGCAAACAAGACUCCGUUAGGGUAUUCGACAGCUUUCUUGCCAGAUCCCUUCUCUCUUUUCAGACGAAAUUGCUGGAACUCGUCGAAUUGGCUCUCUUCCAGCUGUCGCACAUUCCCUGUCGAGAACUCAUCGGGUAUAUCCAUAAAUGAAAAUAGUUUUAUCUUCGCUUCCGUUUGAGUGAGACUGAAUCUUUUCGAAUUGAUUAAGUCGUUGUGGAGCUUUACAGCUACAUAAGACUCAUUUGUAAAACGUUCAAGACCAGGACUUUUUCAGUUGUUGUGUUUUGAUGAAGACUGAAAUUGCGAGCGGUCGUACGUCGAUUUGCACGGGAAUCGUCCAGUCUUUCUUCCGUCUCCUCACUGUCGAUUCUGUGAUAAAGGUAGGUCCUCAUGGUAGCUAACUCGUCGAAAAGGAGAUGCCAGGACGCUUUCCGAGAGAUCGGCCUUCUUGACACUCUCUGCUUCAUAAUCAAGCAGAUUUUUGAAGCCAAGAAAGGUAGGAAACCGAAAAAUCUGGUCUGCAAUCCUUUUUCAGCAAGAAAUAUCACUUUGGGAGAGCAGAAACUGUGUCUUUUGUCUACCGAUCUGCUGACAGUCAUCAUCAAAUCAAACGUCGAGAAUGCCAGUGAGAAGAAAUGUUCAGAGCUCGGCUUCAUUUUUCGUUUUAGAAAUGUUCACGGAAUGCUUUGGGCCGAAGAUCCUGUUGAAAGUUGUCUCAGGUAUUUUUUUUUACUUCUGAAAGAAAGUCGCUUCAAACGAGUUUCUGAACCAAAAAAAAAUAAUAAUCACAGAAGUAGAAGAAGAUUGGAGAAGUUCUUUGUUGCAACUUACAAAACAGCUUCUGAUCAUUGCACCUACAGAUCAAUACCUCACUGGAAUUAUUCAGGUGAUCAAUGCCAUCCUAAAAGCUUUAAACUUUUUUUGAAGGUCUUGAACGACUGUUCGCCGGAAGAAAACUUGAAUUUAUGUGAGAAUUUGCUCAAAGUAUGUUGUCUCGUUUUCUCUAGACCAUUCAUUUACUCUCCAGGCGCUUCUGGGAGUUGUUCGCGAAAGUCACAAGAUCCGGAUGCAGUUCAGGAAAACCGGCGGUUAUCUGGCUCUCAUGGGCCUUCUUUUAGGCUUGGAAAAGAAGUUUGCACAGGUUGAGCCCGAUGAAAGUUUGCUCAUUUUGUGUUUUUCUCCUAAAACAAUCGUUCCAGAGCGGAUACCAAAACUUUUUUGUGAUUUGAUGGAGUUCGUUCACCUCAUUUUCAAAAUAACCACGUUGAGCAUGCGUUUUGAGCCGUCCAACGCCAGAUACUUCACUUCAGAAGUUGGUGCAUUGUUUUAUGCCCUAAAAUCUCUGGUUUGAAGGUUACUUGGGAAAGUUUGGCAUCGGUUCUGAGGCUAACUGGAGCGUUUUCUGAGGUUAUUGAAGUUCAAACAGAUGGCCAGCAGUGGAAAACUUCGGUUAGCUUCAUGAAAGUCUCUCAAAAACCUCCACUCUUUCAUUUUAGACUGGUGCGGUUUCGAAUGAACUUCGUGCCUGUCAUUCUGUGUUCCGCAUGGACGAGAACGCUGAAGCGGGGUUACUAUUAUUUUUUCAAAAAUAUCAAUUUAUCACUGAUUUUCUCCGAUUUUCUCCUUUCCUAUUCAUCAUGAUGGUUUUCAGUCUUUUGCCUGAUAAUAUGCCAACCAAAAUUUUCUUCGCCUGCAGCUUCAUACGGUUGAUUUUCAACAUGGCGUUGGAUAACUAUGAAAAGUUGGUGUUUAACUUUUUGUUCGAGAAAAUUGGAAAACGCUCAGAAUGUCUUCUGAUGUGCAUUGGGCCAAUAUGGAGUCGUUCGAGGAAAGUAUCGUUUCGUGGACGUCUUCUGUUCUGGUGAGUGCUUUUUAUCGUUUUAGUUCGAAUAUCGCGAUUGAUAUUUUUUUUCUUAAAAUUAUAUAACACACUUUUUAUUUGUAAUUCAAAUCAUACAUUCAAACUUCGAACUAAAAAAAUAGGCCGGUGUAUGAGAAAAAGGAAAGCCGAUAAAUUUAUUUUUCAUUUAUUUUUGUGUUUUGGUAAUUUAGUCUUUUCAAACUAUCAUAGAUUAUCAGCUUCGACAAUUUUCUUAAGAUUCCUUACUGAAAAAACUCUUUCCAAACGGGAAGAAGCACUGAUAUUUUUAAAUACGAAUUUGAAAAAAAAUUUUCGGAAAAACUGUUUGAAUGGUUGACAGGUGCACCCCGGGGCGGUCCUCGCCAUCCUGAACCUGCUGCCUUCGGUCGUGUGCGACGACUUUAAAUGGACCAUUUCUGCCCAGUACUACGUUUCCUUGUUGCUGAAGGCCCUUCUGAAACCAGAAAGAAACCAGCAACUCAUGUGCCAGGUCUUUGUAACCUCUCUUCCCAGGAAAGAAGCCUUUUUCACAGGUGGAAAUGCCGAAAGUGUUGCUGACCAGCGCCAAGAAGCUCUUUCUCUGCGAAGAUCACAUUUUACUACAUCCUUUCUAUUACCUCCUCGAACGUCUUUCUUAUCAAUCUCUGCAGCCAAAUCAGCUGAGGUUAUUCUUCCCACUGUUGAGUCUUUGAUCAGCAAACGUUUAGGCAUUUCUUGCGUUUGGAUAAUCCUCUGUGCUGCCGAAAUUUGGAUCCCGUAGAUGGUGAAGAACCUUUCCUCCCCAACGAAGGAGGUCCAGUUCCACUACAGAGGUAACUUCUUUUUUCCGACACUAACCAAGCCAUAAACUCUCUUUCUGCAAUAGGCGUGUUAUGAAAAAAAAACUAUUUGAGCUGAAUUUUGUAGUGAAAAAAUUAUAUAAAAAGGAUAAGGCUUAAUUUCGCUAGAACCUUUGACGAUAGUUGUUAAGAGUGAAAGCGCUGGUGUCGAUGAUGACUCCGCGAGAUCAACGACUCGGGACGUCGCCUUCGUUCGUCGAGUUCGACAUGUCCUUGGAGGGCUUCGGAGCCCUCUUUCUGCCUUCGAUCGCUCCCUCGUUCUCGUCGACCAAAAGCGAACGUGUGUUCCCUCCGUUGAACGGCUUCACCUUCUCCACAUGGCUUUAUCUUGACUCGGCUUCCGACAAAAAACUCGACGCUCAUCCUCUGCGGCUUUUGACCAUCACUCGGUCAGCGUCAUUGCAGGAUGAACGUAGAAAAGUGCAGUGCUUCAUAAUUAUUUUCGAGACUCUUCGUUUUGUAGCAAACUACCCAACUAGCAUGUUUCACGAUGCAGCUGAGCCCAAUCGACAACAGUCUUCUCAUCUCCACUGAAGAACACGACCAACCAGGGGCUGACCUCGAAAAAGAAGCUAAGUUUCAGUCGGAGAAGGUGAUGGCUGCUUCCGGCGGGGUGGUUUACCUGUCUAGCGGUUUCAGUUGAUCCGAGUGACUCUGGCGGACGUCGUACGCAACAUGGAGUGGAUGCACAUUUGCGUUGUGAUGACGCGCUCCGUAUUGAAGCCGAGUCAGGUCUCGGUCUACGUCAACGGCCGACACGUCUCCACUCAGAAGCUGCUCUACGUCGUCCAAAACGCCGGCGGCGCCGCGGCCCAACUUGCCCAGACGCACGCCGUCAACGCCGUCGUCGGAACUCUGCCCUCUCUCCGCAGACCGAGUCGUCUCAGGUUCAUUCGUCUUCCGCCCACCUAAAAAAUUUCUUCCAUUCUCAAAAAAGUCUUUUUUCUGAGAAAGAUGCUAAUUGGUCAUUAAGAUCUUUGUAAUUAAAAAAAAAACAAACUUCUUUCAAAUCAUCUUUCGUAUGUAUCUUUUUUUGACAACUACAAAAAAUGCAAGAAGAUUAUACAAAAAGGUGACGAAAAUAUCCUCCACAUUUUUAUUCAAAGAUAAAAAAAGAGCCUUUCCGCGCCCUGCAAUAAAAACAGUUUGGGACUUUUUAGACAAUAAAAUCUCAUAGUUUUUUUGUCGGUUUUCUCUUCAAAGCUGUAAUAUCUUUACUUGGUCAGGCCACCAGGUAUGUCCAUCACAAGGACUUUUUCAGAUUCCGACUGGGGCUGACUUUUUUCGCCGAAGAGCCUUUACCUGCGGAAACUGUCAAGACUAUCUACCUGUUGCAACCACACUAUAUAGGAAAUUUUCAAACUGCCGGUCUUGACCGCUCUUCUUUGUUGCAAGAGGAAAAAGUGCGAGGUCUUGGAAUCACUUGGGGAAACCUGGUUUUCUACAGAUGGUUUUCUCUCUUUCUGGAGCUGCGACCCAAGAACUGACCUUAGCAAAAAUUCGUACAAUUUUUGGGAAGUUGGACGCCGAGAUGCUUUCUCAACAGGUUGGGCGUAAUGUGAGGUUUGAAAAAUCAAGAUUUUGAAGCUCGGCAUCUCGCCAAACGACACUAGCACUCCGCUCCGUAUUCUGACCAACACGGCGGCCCAUGCGCCUGGGCCUGGUCGAACUUUUGGUGGGGUCGUUGUGGGGUUAGUUCCUAAUCUGUCUUUUUGUACCUUCAGCUUUUUUUUCCAGGUAUCUUGGCAUGCGAACUUUCACUCCAAGACCUGUCCCUUGUCUUCUUGACUCGAUUGGCGGUUUCUCUUGCCUAUACGGUAGAAAAUAUUUGUGAAAGAGUGAAAAUUCGGCAGUGCAGGACUCAUCGCGAUGUCGACGGACUCGGAAGGACUCUACGCGUCUCUGAAAGCCCUCGUCUCGGCCAUUCGAUCCAAUCCCUCGCUCCAUUCCACGAUCAAUAGUCACAGCGCCUACCAAGUUGUUUCCUGUCGCUCUAAAUCAGUCAGAAGCUUUUCUCAGACACUCGCCAUUUUGCUCGAGGACAAGGCAAAAAUUCUCAACUCGCACAUCAUGCACAUGGUUUUCAAUAUCACUGGCACGGCGGAUUCUUCGCGAGAAAUUUCUCAGAUUCCUCAUCCGCAGGUCGAUUCUUCCAAUUUUCACGUUUUCAAGUUCCGAAUACAGGCUUUCGAAGACGUUCUUUGUGAUUUGGACGUGUGGAAAAACGCUCCGGAGGAAAUUCAUCGCAUGCUUUUCGAUCACUUCUACGAGCUUAUCACUGAGUUAGUGCAAUUCUACUCAAAGCUGAAGUUGGUUUUACCACCUUCACUUUUUAAACUUUUCAUAAAGUGAAAAGAAAGAGUUAUUUUCAAAAUGAGAGGAUUCAAUUAGUACAUUUAUCCACACAAAAUAUUGCAUUUUGGUUUUCUUUAUAUUUUCAUUGACUUUUCCAAAAAAAAAUUUGAGGUUUGUUAGGCGAUCUUGUUUCUGUGUUUUCUUGGCGAAAGUGGGACAAAUUGUGAGUUUCAGCCACCAAAGAGAGAAUUUGAUGGUUGUGCGACGGUCUCCCCUGCUUUCGCGUUUGCUCCUGGUGGUCUUCGACAACGUGCGUCUGGUCCGCUCCACGCACGACGUCGUCUUCAACCUCAUCUCGGCGAUCGUUCAGCCUUCCUGCGACAGCAGAAGCGUCCUCAAACUCGGCCAAAUCAUCGCCGCCACUCUGCCGACCUCGUCAGUUCUCCAGCGCAGCCGAAGGAGUAACGGAACAGUUUGACAGGGACAGCGAGUGCCUGGAAGAGAGCAAGCUGCCUUUUCACAUCAGCGAGAUCCAGACUCUGCUCGCCGAUCAGAAGUCUCCGGAUUCUCUGACUUCAUUGCUUCUGCACCGCGUCUACGUCCGCAACCGCCUUCUCAACAUUGUCGCCAACUUUUUGUCUCAUUCCAACGCUUCUCUCAAACAACAGUUGCUCUCUCAUUGAACUUCUUUUCCGACGGUUCUUUUCAGGAUGUGCGAGCAACUCGUGCGAGUCCUCGGCUUCGACUGGCUGAUGGCUUUGAUGUCCCUGAAGGUUCACGCCGGCACCUUGUUUCUUUCUCUGCGUAUCCUUCUGAGCAUUCUUUCGCAGCCGACACUUCUUUCCAAGUUUAAAGAGGUAAGCAAGGGAUUCUGUAAAGAUUUUUUCGAAGCGAAAAAAUAAAUAAUUUUCCUCUAGUUCGUUUUAAUUGCGUUUCUUUUUGUGGAGAAUGUUAAAAGGAAGAAUUUUUGUGUCGACCUUUAUGAUUUUUUUAUAUUUUGUUUUCAGAUGAAAUGGCGGAAGUUAUAAGUUAUAAUACAGUUCUAAUACUGUUAUAAUACAAGAUAUAACACAACUUCCGCCAUUUCUUCUAUAAAAACUGUAUGGUCGUCUUCCGUUCGGUAACUUUAUUCUCGAAAUAUCAGGAAGGAGUUGAGAUGUGUUUAUGUGCAGGGAACUUGCAACGGAGGCUGGCUUUCCGACGCCGACUCGGUGGUUCGAAACAGGGCCGCCGUCGUUCUGGGCUUCUCUGUUUCGGCGCACGGCGGCUCCGUCGGCAGCAAGAUCGACAUCAACCCCGAGAUCCAGAACUGCUCCGGCUUCGCGGCUCUCGAACAUCUCAUGGCCUCCCACGCUUCCAAGACCUUUCCCUACUAUGCCAUGCUCUCUAUUCUGGUCAAUCAGGUUUGCAAACUGCUCUUUAAAAAGUUUUUGUAGCUUCGGUCAGCUGACUUCUUUUUUUUCAACUCAUGACACAAAAAUGGAAAAUUUAGGCGUCUGAAACCUCUCAUCAUUAAAAUAACUUUUUUUUUUCUUAAUUGAAGUAAUUUUUUCAGCCCGUCAAGGAGUUCAGAUUUUGCGAGCAGUUCAACAUCGAACUCGUCUGGACUCACGUUUUUGGCUUGUCUUCUAACAGGUUCCUACAAAGGCCCUUUUCCAAAACUGACGGAAGUAAUUCAGUUCGGUUUAUGAGGCGAUCAGUUCGAAAGAUUUCUGUUUCGAAGCCCUCAUACCGCUGUUUUCUAUGGUCCGUGCAGCUAUUUACUGCGGGAGCGAGGUUUUGUAUAUUUUUUUCAAUUUUUGAAAGAAAACAUUGUUUUGCAGGCACUUGCAGGCACUUGAAAGAAAAAAUUGUUUUGCAGGCACUAGAAGGAUGGCACGUCUCUUACCCGGCUACAGUCAUCCAAAUGGUCACGUUUCUUUACCAGAACUCGAGCCAGUUCUUCAUGAUAGCUCACUCGGAAGAGUUCAUCCUCGCCCUCUUCUCAACUCUUAUUCCGGUAUGUUUUCCGUACGAAAUAUCUGAAUUUCUCCGUUUCAGAACACGAAUGCGAUGGGAGUGAGGUCUGAAUCUUCAGACAGAGACAGCGGAACACCGGAUCCCGAGAAAAUGGCCCAAUGUCUGUCAAGAUGGAGUUCUCAUUUCAUUCUUUUUUUUUCUAGUUCUCGCUCAACCGAAUGUACGGAUCGUCUUGGAUUUUCUGAAGAAAGUUCUGUGCGACAAUCUUCAAGUGAAUCAAUCGAAGACCGAGAGCGCGAUCGACGUAUUAAUCGAUGUUUGCCUCCUUUUUUUGAUUUUUCCUUGGAUCUCACUGAGUUUCAGAACGUUGCUGAAAACGGGCUGACGAGAAAAACCCAAGUUUACUGCCUGACACAUUUAGUCUACAUGGUGAGCUUCUUUGGUCUUUUUUUUUGCGGAAAAGUGCGUUUCUAGGUCUUGGAACAUGUCGUGAGCACAGACUUGCUCUCUUCCUCUGCCCUCUCACCUUCCAUUUCCACUCAACCUCUGGCUCAAGUCGCUUCUGGUCGGGUGCAAACGAAGUUUCGAUGGGUUCAGGUCGGCGUCAACGUGUCUUUGUUGUGCGGCCGCGUCGUCGACGGCCUUUGGAAUGGACUUUUCUCUGGCGACUCCCUGCGGCUUCUCAACGCCAUGUACCACGUUCACGCGAUAGCCGUCCGGAAGGAAAAUAAGGUCCGACUUUCUUCAUUCAAACUCCCAACCUACUUUUUAGGUCAUUAACGUUGAUCACUUGACUAAUUCCAUCAUGCGGUGCACACUUUUUGUUCUUAGCCGACCUAUAGAUUGUGUCCCAGGUUCUUUUUUCCUCAACUGAAAAGUAAAAAUUCUUUUUCUCGCAGUUCAACUUUCGGUUCUGGAUGCGUUGUCUUACGUGAUCUCCAAACGGUACAUUUUCUUGGCUUCCAAUGAAGCGUGGUUCUUCGCUUCGCUCACUCACUUGGUUUUCAUGCUCAGCGUGACUCCAGACGUGCUUGUUCAUGAAGAAGCUCCCUUAGAAAGGGCCAGUGCUCAGGUAUUCCACUCCCUUUUUUCUUCCUAAGAUUCUAUUCGCUUUGAACAGGUUGCGAUGUGCGCAAGUCGUGUAUGGACAGACGUUAUCGUGGCAAAAAAGGCGAUUCUCGAGGAGAUGUUCAAGCGGACGAUCGUCAGGUACUGACGGCUUCUUUGCGUUCUUUCUAAGAAUUUCUUCAUUCAUUUUGCGAUUAAUAAAUCUUUUCGAAGGGCCAAAAGGCCUUUUCUGGAGAAAGCCAGUAAAGAAAGAUAGAAAAAACAAGGAAUAUCUCAGGCGAAAUUUUUCAGAAAAUAAUUUGGAACAUUGUUUCAAUAAAUUUAUCCUAAAGGCUAAAGACGAACAAAUACUAUCCAAGAAAUAGUCAUGACUUUCAUCAGAAUCAGAAUGACAUUCCAAAUGUUUGAGCUUUUUGCAGCGAGUUGAACGCGGCACGAGCUCUGCUGGCGCAUGCGGCUGGUGUCCAAUGGCAGACUUUCGUCGAUUCGCAGCUUCACGCCCUCCAUAACAACACCUCCAAAGACCUGCAGCAGCAGAUCAGCUCGGUUUUUUCUGACGUGGGGAACGAUGUUGAAAGUAGUCUCCAGAAGUUCAAUCGCGUUGCCAGCGGCAUAAGUCGCUUCGCUAGUAAAAGGGCUCUGAGCACGACGCAGCCUUCGGUCGGAUCUGCGCCUUGGAAAAAUGUUUCUGCAGAUGCUCAAGUCUACUUCCACGAUUAAUUCCAUACACGAAAUAUGAUUUCAGGUCAUAUUUUUGUGGUUGCGAGUGCACGUGAGUUUGUUGAAGGAGCUGGUCAGAGCGCAAUCGAGCAGGUGAACUUCGUAUUUAAAUGUUAACUCAUAAAUGUACUUGUUGACUCAAUUUCAUUUUAAAGGUAUAUGGUCAGUAGAAACUGUAGUGAACUGUGAAAUCCAAUCUUUAUUCAAGCUAAUUAAAAAAAAUCGUUUGUAAGAAUACUGUUAAAUAUAAUGAAAAAUACUUCAUUUGAAUAGUUCAAACUAAAACCUCAAAUAUGAUCGUUGUUUUCUGUUUCUUCCUUUUUCAAAUUCAAUACCCGAAACGACUGCAUGUAAAUCAAUGAAAGUUUCUCGUUUAGUAUUACUGAUUUAUUGAAAACUCAGCUUUUAAAUGUUGCUUCAGUUUCUCAAGCAGUUAUUCCAGAUAUCACGAAUGGCAUGCUCAUGUGCGGAAGUGGUGUAUGCAUGACUGGCAUCAGUGGGAAGCCGAUCUGACUCGCGAACGCGGGGUUUGGGGACCUGAAAAGGUGUGGAAUGAGUUUGAGGCAAAGGAAAACGUCCAGUUUCCCAGGCUUCUUCGUUGGACAAGUACAAGCUGGACCUGACUGAAGGACCAUCGAGAAUCAGACGAAAACUGAUUCCUCAUCGCUACUUUUACCACAUCUAUCCGUACAGGCCUCAUCUGGAUGAACCUUCUGCGGUACCUCCUCUCACAACUUGCCAUCUAGUCGCUUUUGCGGUUUCAGAAGGCUCAAAGGGCCAAAGUGGCCAUUUCCCACGACAGCCAGCGGUACUACGAGGCGUGUCUGGCGAGAAGGAAGCCGACCCUCGAUCAGCGCAUCAUCGACACCUCCUUUUCGACGUCGACGCCUUCAGAAGAGAAGCCGCCGUUCACUUUCCAAGAUCUCGCUCGUAAGACGCUUCUCGAAAGACGCUUUUCAAAAGUUGAUUCAGAGAUCAACAGCUCUCUUAUUCGGAGACUUUCCAUUUCUCAAAUUCAACGGGAGGAUAGCGAACCAGAAGGAGAAGCCAAGGAGAUUUCCGUAGACGUAAAUUCUUUCUAUCUUUCGUUGAAGUUUUAUCUUUUCUCUUAACAAGCCAAGAAACCGUUUAAUUGGCUUAUUCCAAACUUCAGGUCUUGAAGAGUUUUCUUACUUCACAAUUUGUUCAUGAACCAGAUAUUUACAACAAAAUUAUGUCUUGUCGGCUUUUCCGAGGAGAGGAAGACGUUUUGAUAGUUUUAAAAGAUUUCUUCUUUGUUUUUUUGUUCAUUUGAAGUAAAACGAAAGGUAAGUCGAAAACAGACAUAAAAUUCUCUCAGAAAAUUUGAAACAUGUUCUUCAACUACAUAUUGAGAAAAAAAAAGGAGCACCAUAUUUCUAGAUACUCGAAAAGAAUGGCCAUAGAUUGACGCAGUGAGCAGCAUUAUGUUACUGUUUCAAGGAGCCGUCGGUGGAUGAAGAAACGCAGGAAGAUCAGAACUCGGGAGAACGCCUCAAGGAGGACGAAGGGAAGAAGGAAGAAAAAGAAGAGAAGAAGCGCGGACCAGACAAUCAGACGCUGUUGCGGCUGUUGGAGCAAGGCGAGCAGCUGCACUCCAUGUUCCGCUGUGCCAGGAUCCAGGUGAGCGCUCCUCCUGAGACAGAAGGAGACGUCAGUCCCAGGGCCUCGAGACCUCCGAAGGACUUUUGUUGUUCGGAAAAGAACACUUCUACGUGGUCGACGGCUUCACUCUCCUCAAAACGAAAGAGAUCCGCGACCUCGAUUUUCUCAGUCAGGAGUGGGUUUCAUCGUGGUCGACUGGCCAACAAAGCCCUUUUCAGGCUCCAUGAUCCCAUUGUCCCUUACCAAGCAACGGGUACAACAAAUGCACCGAAGUCCUCUCGACUCUGUAGUAAAUUCAGUUACCAACUAAUCCGCGAGGUUCACAAGAGAAGGUUUUCUUCGCAGGGAGUGUCUUUCAACGAUCCGAAUUCUCAGAUACCUACUGCAACCCAUAGCUUUGGAGGUGUUCAGCUCAGAUGGACGUAACUAUUUGUUGGCUUUUCCAAAGAAAAUUCGGGACCGGGUCCACGACAAGUGAGUUUCCAUCUUUUUUCGGUCGGAGAAGACGAGUUACAGACUGACUUCUAUGGCUCACAAAUUAACAGUCGGCGGAUCCGACUCGAUUGGAGGCCAGAAAGCCAACAUGGCGAUCGAAAUGAGCGGCAGAACCUCCUUGAUUAAUUCUCUGAUCGGUCGGUUUCACAUUGAAGAAUUUGGAAAGAAGAAGUUGUACAGGUCAACAAUCGGUCACGCAAAGAUGGCUCAACGGACAAAUCACCAAUUUCCAGUAUCUGAUGCAUUUGAACACGCUCGCUGGCAGGUGCAUCGAGUCUUUUCCGACGACAGAAAAACUGCUCAUGUUUCUUCAGAUCUUACAAUGACUUGUCGCAGUACCCGAUUUUCCCCUGGGUUCUUUCUGACUACUCAUCGCCUCAUCUUGAUUUCACAAAUCCAAAAAUAUAUCGCAAUUUUUCGAAACCAAUGGGUGCUCAGAGCCCUGAGCGACUGCAACAAUUUCUCAAGCGGUAAGUUUCGAAAGAAACAUCUUUUUAUUAAAAAAAAAAUCAAAAAAAUAAAGAAUCGAUUCAAGUUUCAUUUUCUCAGUUGAAUGUGUUCUACUCUUUUUCACAAAAAAAUCUGAAGUUUUUCUUUUUGAAAGAAAUUUAGUUUCUUUAAUUUUUUUGCUGAUUGAAUCUUCCAUUAUUAUUAUUAUUAUUAUUUCAAAAAGGUUUAAUUUCUAAACUUCCAGUCAUUUUUUCAUAUUUGAAAAACUUUGAAUUUUGCUAGUGAAAAGACAUCAACGUUACUUUAUUUCCAACUAAGUUCAUUUUUUUCAAGCUAAAAGCUGAAAUUCAGUUUGUUUUUUUAGCAAAAAAAGACUAGAAAUUCAAAAUACCCAAAGGACGCUCUUAAAGGAUGAACUCGGAGAAGAGAAAGAGUGUUGUUAGGUUCCGAGAAUGGGACGAUCCGACGGGGGAGACUCCGCCUUACAUGUACGGCACACAUUACUCGAGCGCGAUGAUCGUCGUUUCUUAUCUGGUGCGCCUGGAACCUUUCACGCAGCAGUUUCUGUCGCUGCAGGUUGGUUGCGAAGAAGGUCGAAGGACGAACAAAUUCGCAGGGAGGCCACUUCGAUCUGGCCGACCGAAUGUUCCACAGUGUGGGCGACGCGUGGACCAGCGCCAGCAGGAACAAUAUGGCCGAUGUCAAGGAGCUGAUCCCAGAGUUCUUCACGCUGCCGGAGAUGUUCGACAACAAGGACCGCUUCGAUCUCGGCGUCAAGCAGAACGGCGUCCAGGUCGACAACGUCAUCCUUCCCGUCUGGGCACACGGCGACGCUCGCGAAUUCGUCCGGUUCGCUUAUUUUCUCUCUCUAUUUCUGUUUAGCCCAGUGGAAAUUACUGAAAUACGUUUUAAAUGCACAUGCACUGAAAGUUUUAGGAAACGUUGUUCGAAUGUUCAGUAGUUUUGAGGACUCAAGGCUCACAAAUCAUACAGUCAUUUUUUGAUGGUUGCAAUAUUCUAUGUGUAUAGCUGAUUCACGGCUGGCUUGAGCCAUCGAAAAAAAGGUCCUGACACGAUAAGAAAAGAGUCAAUGCCUAGUCGGUGGAGGGCGCAGAAAGGGCACGCCCUUUUGCGUCCAAAGUUACCCGUCGGCUAAACCACUAGGUUCUCAUAUUUUCAUGUCGAAUGAAUUGAAGCUUUUUCUUUCUUUUCGGAGUCCCUUUCUUAUUAAUAAGGGACUAUAAUUCCAGUCAUCAUAAAGACAAACAAAAGGCAAUGGAAAUUGGCCGGCAGUUCAUUGGGGCUUACAUUGGAAAAUAUGAUAAAAUCACAAGUUCAUACAAAAAAAAAACCAAAAAAUGUAGAAAAAAAACAACAGUAUAUCCCUCUAACAUGUUUAUAUUACGAUUUUAUACUAUUUAUCUUUUUUAUACUUCUGAAAAAAGAAUGAAAAGUUCAUUCACACUCUUCUUUUUAGUAAUUACCCUCAAUCUGCUUAAGAAGUUCAAAAUGAUUGAUAGAGUGGGGGUAUGUGUUUCGAUAAAGGCGAAGACUCGAGAAGAACGGUCUGAGCGGUACUGGAGGAGGAAACUCCGCCUCGGUAGCCUGUCUGAACUUUCAUAACUUUUUGGCUUCCGAUCCGCUCGCUACCUUCCAGAAUUUUUGCGUUCUCCCUUUCAGAAAACUGACAAGGAGAGCUAUGAAAAAUAUAGCCAUAAGAAUUGCGAGCGAGGCUGCCAUCGCGAUGUUGAAGCCCGUCAGUUUAUCGUCCUCUGGUUUUCUUUGCUAAAUCGAAACCUGAUUGAAAAGUUUUAGAGUUUUGUGCUGAUGCUAAUUUUAUGUAUAAUACAAUGGUAUAAUCAACUCACCAUUUGGUCGUAGUCCAUUUGGUGCAAAAGGUGAAACAGGGCUGCGAACGCUGUGAAAAAAAUAAAUUUUCGAAAAGGAAGAGAGCCAGAGGAUAUCACAAGAAAGUGAUUAGAGGAUUAUGCCCUGCGCAUUCAUUCCGAUACAUAGCAACAUCUUUGAAACCUUUUUUCUUUCUCGCAUGUUAUGUUGUGAGAAAAAGGGAUUCUUCACGGUUUUCUUCGGAUUUGACGCGAUUUCCCAGCCUUUUUCACGUUGAGCUUUUUCAGCCUCCACCGGCAAGCUCUUGAGAGUGACUACGUUUCGUCGCACUUGCACGAGUGGAUCGACCUGAUAUUUGGGUACAAACAGUUUGGAGACGAAGCUAUCAAGGUUGAAUUCGCCUUCCGUUUGAUAAAAACGGUUUCAUUCGAAACAACCAGAACGGGUUUUUCAGGCAAACAAUCUGUUUCACCAUUUGUUUUACGAAGGUAGUGUGGAUUUCGAAUCAAUCGACGAUCCUCUGACUCGAAAUGCCACAAUCGGUAAGCCUUCAGAGAUGAUCUCUAUAUACUCACCUACUACAGGCUUUGUCAACAAUUUCGGUCAAAUUCCAACUCAGCUCUUCAAAAAACCGCAUCCACAGAAAAAAGUUGUUUGCUUUCUUCUGGCUUGAUUAAUUUUCCUUUUGAAGGUGAACAUCCUCGAAGGGUUCAGCAAUACCCCUGGAGUUACUACUUCCAAGCUGUUCUACCACAGUGUCCAAUCGCUGAAGGCCCCGCAGAGUCCAUUCAAAGGUUGAGACCUUCUUAUCUUCUCCUAAAGUUCGCUUGGGUUCAGAGCUACGCUCGGCAGUGGGUACUGUGGUCCAGAAUGAAAAGUUCGGCGUAGUUGCUCUGGAGCAGAACAAGGUUCUGAUCAUGUUUUGUUCUUCACAAUGAAUACAUUUCUUCUUAGGUGAUGAUCGAAGGAAGUAGAUUUUUGUGCUGGGGCCUCUCUGACCGUAGCAUUCGUCUGGGAAGUCUUGAUUCCGACAAGGUCUGCUGUUUUCACCUUGGAAAUUCAAAAUGUGUUCUAAAAAAUAAUUGAUCCUUUUUUUAAUUGAUUGAAUUAUUUGUAAAUCACCUAAAAGAAAAAUGGAUAUGUUCUCCCAUCCACGCAUGAGAAUGUUGCAGUCGCAAUGCGUGUACGAGAUGUGCGAGACGGACGAAGUGACGUGCGUGGCGGUGGGCGACGAGUCGACGCUCUUCUGCGGCAGCACCUCCGGCUGCGUCACGUAGGAUGCUUCUCCCUUCUCUGACGAGGUUCUUUCAGCGUCUGGAAGAUCAACUACAAACCCGUCGGACUCAAGAAGAUCAAGGUUCUCGAUGGACAUUCCGAUGCCGUUACCUGCUUGGUUGGUCCUAUUUGAAACAAUGACAUCUCUUCGAUCUCUUCGAAACAAUGUAAAAUGAAAGGAUGCUAGACGAAAAAGGAAAAGGAUGCUGAAAGGAAACACCUGGAGAAUAUUAGCUAGAAUCGGAAAACUUCUUCUUAAGUCAAACUUGCUUCGAAAUUUCUUUCCGCUGGUUUGUGUAUUCUGGGCGCGAGUCAAAACAUUCUGACUUUUCAAUUAUGUCUAGUGGCUAACCUGAGGAAUGCUUUGCAGGUGUCUUGUUCGGCUCACACGCUGCUGGUCUCGGCGAGCCGCGACUGCACGGUGUUGCUCUGGCAUCAGUCGCAACUUUCGCUCAUCCGCCAGCUGGCCGUUCAUUCGCAGCCAGUCGUCGCUCUCGCCGUCAAUGAAACGACGGUUGGUUCUCAUAUUUGCAAUGAUUAAACGUUUUCAAGACAAAGAUGUGUAGUCUUCGAAAUAUUUCAAAAGUUGUGUUGAAAAAAAUUAGAUUAGAUGAUGAAAGAUAAUUGUGAGACAGAAAUAUACUUUCUUACUUACACCGCUCUGAAAAAAACUUCUUUGAGUUGAGUUCAACACACGUCAGUUCUUUUUUUAGUUAAAUAAAAAGAUCUAUUUAUUACUCUAAAAAAAUUAUUGCUUUGAGAAAUUUUUUAUGCCGGACAAAAUGACUCCUAUUGCAGAGCUUAGUCUCUGUCAGAGAGUAUUGUGUCUAGAUGUUUUCUCUUUUAUCUUGCGAGGUUCUGGACGAAAAUAUAAACGCUAUAUUGGUAAAAUUGGAAAAAAAAACUCUAGUAAGAACAUUUGACGCAAUGAAGAACUAAAAAUACGGAAAUAGUUGAAUAAAAAAUGAAUAAAAAAAUUGAAAGCCAACGGAAAUUCUAUAUUGAAAUCUUUUAAAUCUUUUUAUAAACAUAGAAAAAAAAUAAAUGGUGCCUAUAAAAAGAUUAAUGAAAAUUCUCAUUCUUACUAUUAUUAUUAUAAUCGUUAUUAUUCGCACAUUUGAAAGUUCGAUAACUAAAAGUGUAUAUUUCAUGUUGAUUUUCUAGGGCGACAUUGCAACAGCAUGCUCCACGUUCCUGCAUGUUUGGUCAGUGAACGGCGAGCUUCUGAGCGUGACGAACACCUGCGACACUUCGCCGGCCGUCGACCCUCUGCAGAUGAUCAUCUCACUUUCCUUCUCUACGGUUUUCUUCCUCUUCUCCAACUCACCAAGGAUCUGAAACAGGUGAACGAAUGGGACACAGACAACGUCAUCAUGUGCGGAACGAGCGACGGCGUCGUCAAGAUUUUCUCCUGCGUUGUGGUGGAGAACGACGGUACGAUGGAGUUCCCAAACAUCAACUCUAGACGGUUUGGUUCUACUCAUUUUAGAGGAGUUUUUUAUUGAUUGGAAUCAGGACGAAAGAGGUUUUGCCUGUGCAUGCCAAACUGGAGAAGCAGCGACGGAGAUUACGCGUUGCCGGAAGUGAGGAAACUAUUUCUUCGGUGGAAACUUCGCAAAGUUCCGAAGUGCCGCCAAGUCCUGCUCACACUACGGACCAAGUUCCAGGUUUGUUUGAAGGGGAAACUUUAUCUUUCAUGUUGAGGACGCGCUAUUACCCCUGUUUUCAGCAACUGCAGUUAAAUAAACAUUUCAACCUUUGAAGAGUAAAAUUAUUGAAGAAAAAAAAAGGAGAAGAAGUUGGAAUCAUAAUUUUUCAGCCAUAAAUGGACCUAAGUUCGUUAGAGUUUUGGUCCAGCGCGCAGCACUCACCAUGCACACAGCGUUCAACCGUCCGGACAAUAUCCAUCCGGCUCCGAUCACGGUGAUCGCGCCCAGCAGGUGACCCGUCGCUUUGACGCGUCUCUGAAACGACAUAGUUUCAGAGACCAUCGGGCUCUGUUCGUGGGCGACGGCAUCGGUCGCGUCUGGUGCUGGCAGUCGGGCGAAGACGGCAGCCGCGCCGACCACUGGGUCCAGGACAUGGCUCGGCAACGCUGCGACAACUGCAAGCACAACUUCUCGCUCGCCGACCGGAAACACCAUUGUCGCAACUGCGGACAAAUAUUCUGUGCCAAGUGAGUGUCGCCAUCUUUCAACAGGGCCCAUUUAUCCCCAAAAAAACCCUGAUUUUUUAAUGACUCAAAAAUGAGAUCGGCUGCAAAAUUGUCAAAAAUAACGACUCAGAAGUUUGGCUGGCACGAGUUCAUCCGUCCGAAUAGUCAUUUUUGGAUGUUCAGGUGCAGCAGAUUUGAGUCGCACAUCACUCGGAUGAACAUCUCUCGGCCGGUUCGUGUCUGUCACAAUUGUUUCGUGCGUCUCAAGACCCAGUCCGUCAUGUGA
Messenger RNA from Caenorhabditis auriculariae, 21783 nucleotides. Lineage: Eukaryota; Metazoa; Nematoda; Chromadorea; Rhabditida; Rhabditidae. The record is from the annotation of a GenBank genome assembly.